This is a messenger RNA of Auxenochlorella protothecoides, 1845 nucleotides long. Its product is annotated as Protein transport protein Sec24-like CEF. Gene Ontology annotation, cellular component: endoplasmic reticulum exit site; COPII vesicle coat. Bases 1 to 1845 code for a protein of 614 amino acids. The transcript is spliced from 8 exons. The record is from RefSeq and is a predicted model, not a curated record. Gene Ontology annotation, molecular function: SNARE binding; zinc ion binding. Gene Ontology annotation, biological process: COPII-coated vesicle cargo loading; intracellular protein transport; endoplasmic reticulum to Golgi vesicle-mediated transport. NCBI's taxonomy places the organism in Eukaryota, Viridiplantae, Chlorophyta, Trebouxiophyceae, Chlorellales, Chlorellaceae.
AUGGGCACCCCCCCCGGAGCCGCCGGCGCCGGCUACUUUGGCGCGCCUGCGCCUGCCAAGCGGAACGACCCCCGCCCGGCCCUGUCACCGCAGCUGGAGAUGGUGUUUGAGACUCGGCGGGGCGGGGACCACUCCAUCCCGCCCCCCUGCAGCACCCCCCUGGUGGUCAGGGACAAGGGGUCGGCGGGGCCCCACCACAUGCGCUCCACGCUGAACCUGGUGCCCCAGACGCCCGCCCUGUUCCGCAAGCUGAAGCUGCCCUUCGGCCUGGUGAUCAACCCCAUGGCCGCGCCUGGCCUGCGCGACGACCCCAUCCCCACGGUGGACCUGGGCCCCGGCGGCCCCGUGCGCUGCGCCGAGUGCAAGGCCUACGUGAACGCUUACUUCCGCUUCGUGGCCGACGGCGGCCGCAUGGUCUGCAACUUUUGCGGCGCAGAGCAGCCCGUGCCGCCCGGCUACGCCUGCCCGCUGGACAUGGAGGGGCGGCGCCGCGACGCCGCCGACCGCCCCGAGCUGUGCUGCGGCAGUGUGGACAUGGUGGCCACCGCGGAGUACAUGGCCGGAGGCGGCCGCCUGCACGCGUUCCUGGCCACGCUGCCGCGGCGUGGGCGGCCAGCCAGCCGGCCGCGCGAGGUGCCGCGCGCGCUGGCGGACCGCGACGCGCUAGACGCGCUGCACCCCGACGGCGCCGCCUGGGGCGAGCUGGCGGCGCGGGCCGCUGAGGCGCAGGUACGGCCCGAGCUGUACUGCCUGGCAGCGGGCCCGUACAUGGACGUGGCCUCGCUGGACGCCUUUGCGCGCGGCGCGGCGGGCAGCCUGCGCUUCUACCCCGGCUUCCAUGCGCCCGCCGACGCGGCUCGGCUGCAGGACGACCUGCGCUGGGCGCUGGCGCGGCCGGCGGGGCUGGAGGCGGUGGGCCGCCUGCGCGUGUCCACGGGCCUCAGCGUGGGUCGGUGUUGGGGCGCCUUCCACCGCCGCACGCCCACCGACCUCCACUUCCCGGCCAUCGACGCCGAUCAGGCCCUGGCAGCCUCCAUCGAGGUGGACGAGAAAGCUGGCGGAGCGGGGGAGGCGUACGCCCAGUUCGCGCUGCUCUACACCUCGCCCGCCGGCCGGCGGCUCGUGCGCGUGCACACCUUGGCCCUGCCCAUCACCACGGGGCGCAGCAGCGCCUUCCGCGGUGCCGACAUGGACGCGGUGCUGGCGCUGACCGCGCGCCGAGUGGCCGCGCAGGCGCCUGGCAAGGCGCUGGGCGCCUGCCGCGACGCGGUCAUGGCCGCUGCCGUGGACCUCCUGGUCGCCUAUCGCCAGCACGCGGCGCAGCAGUCGGACACCUCGCAGCUGCUCCUGCCCGAGGCCCUCCAGCUCCUCCCCCUCUUCAGCCUGGGCCUGAGCAAGAACGCGCUGUUCAGGCGAGGCGUGGCGUCGUGGGGGUGGAACGACGCGCGGCUGGACGAGCGGGCGCUGUGGCUGCACCGCCUGCUGACCUGCCCCGUGGAGGCCAUGGCCAGCAUCGUGUACGAGGCCAGCGUCUUCUUCGGCAAGGCCGUGCCCCCUGCGACCCUGGAGGGGCUGCUGGGCGCGCACAGCCUGGAGGCACUGGGCCCGGCCCCCGCGCCCCUGCCGCGCCUGGCGACGCCGCUCAGCGCGGCCGUGAACGCGCUGCUGAACGAGGUGUGCCGCCAGCGGGGGCGCCUGCUGCGCACGCGCGUGCUGCCGGCGGGAGUGGGGGGGGUGGAUGCCUUCUUCUCCGCGCUGGUGGAGGACAAGGCGGGCAGCGCGGGCGGGUCCUACGCGGACUGCCUGCGCCAGCUGCACCGCGCCAUCGUGAACAAGCUGUCCUGA